CAACAUCAAAACCCAAGUACCCCUCCGUUCACUGUAAAAUUUACGUUCUCAAACGGGGGACGGGGGUUGAUUAAAACGUAUGUUAACAUCAAUCAGUUUUAAAGUCGUGUACACCGAUGCAGUGUGACAACUUCACAGAGUUUGUGUACAUAUUUGUAUUUCCUCAUGUUAGCCCCCCACCGUCCCCCGACCCCCUCUCGUUUCGUAAUUCUCACUUCUGAUUGCGGAGAAAAGUUCGGGGAGAUGGAUGAAAUGAAAAUGAAAAGCAUUGAGCUUUUGUGAAUAACCGAGAAUGUUGCGCCAAGCAUUGAAUUUUUUUAUGCUAUUCGUCCUGGUGUCAAGUGAAUUGGACAAUCCGAGUUCAGAGGCCCUGAUUGAGGUCCAAGAGGUGCCCCCCGAGGAGCCAGUCCCCCUGCCCCUUCCGGGGAUGCUGUACCCCCGUGAGAGUGAAACGAGAGAAGUGAAGUCAUUGGACGGCCUGUGGGACUUUGCAAUGUCACCGUCUGGUGAUUCUCUCACGGGAAUCCGUGAUCAAUGGUACAGGGAUGAAUUAUCGAAGUCAGCGCCAGUGAUGCAGAUGCCAGUGCCCUCCUCCUACAACGACAUAACGACCUCGAAAGCCCUCAGAGAUCACGUUGGAGCAGUCUGGUACGAGCGAAAUUUCUUCAUUCCCCGUUCGUGGGAAGAUCAACGGGUUUUCAUAAGAUUUGGCUCUGUAAAUUACCUCGCCCAAGUGUGGAUCAACGGCGACCUAGUGACGAACCACGAGAUGGGACACUUGCCGUUCGAGGCUGAAAUCAACUCCUACAUAUUUUUCGGUGUUAAAAAUCGAAUAACCGUUGCGGUUGACAAUACCCUGUUGCAAACGAGCAUUCCCCAGGGCCAUGUCAAUAAAAUGGAAUCUGACAAUGGAACCAUUUGGGUUCAAUCCUACACAUUUGACUUUUUUAAUUACGCUGGAAUCCACAGGCCAGUUCUACUAUCAACAAAGCCCCGAGUCUACAUAUCCGACAUAACGAUAAAAACCUCGACCUCCGGCGACACCGGAAUAAUAAAAUACUCGAUAGAACCAGCGGGCCACCUCCCCUCGGAGACAGCAAACUGCAGAGUAUCCCUCCGAGAGGACAAUGCAGCGCUAGUCAUUAGCGACAUCUCAGGUUUCUCAGGAACCCUGAGGAUCCCGAGCGCCAAGCUCUGGUGGGCCCGAGGGAUGAGCGAGACCCCAGGGUACCUCUACACCUUCGAGGUGACCCUCACCCUCCCGAAUUCAACGUUACAGGACGUCUACCGCCUUCCAAUCGGCAUAAGAACGAUAAAAUGGAGCAAUACGAGUCUUCUCCUGAACGACAAGCCUGUCUACCUGCGGGGAUUCGGUCGUCACGAGGACUCGGUCAUCAGAGGAAGAGGUCUGGACCUAGUUACCAUGACGAGAGACUACGAAUUGUUGAAAUGGGUGGGUGCAAAUGCCUACAGAACGAGCCACUACCCCUACAGCGACGAAGUAAUGGACAUGGCUGAUCGCCAGGGUUUCCUGAUAAUCGACGAGUGUCCAGCAGUCGACACCGAGAAUUUCUCCAGUGAAUUGCUGAAACGCCACAAAAACUCCAUCUCCCAACUGAUCCGCAGGGACAAGAACCGGCCGUCAGUGCUGAUGUGGUCCAUCUCCAACGAGCCCAGGACAGCUCUACCCGGGGCGGAUGUCUACUUCAAGGAGGUGGCACUCCACACAAAAAUUGUGGACCCAACCAGACCCAUCACCAUUGCCCUGUCCGCUGGAUGCAAUCAGGACAAGGCAGGACAAUUUCUCGACGUAAUAAGCUUCAACCGAUACAACUCCUGGUACGCUAAUGCCGGAAGACUCGACAUGAUCAUUGAUAAGGUGAUGGCAGAGGCCCAGAAUUGGCACAAGAAGCAUGAUAAACCUGUUCUCAUGAGUGAGUAUGGAGCUGACACAAUGCCUGGGCUGCAUGAGCUGCCUGAGUACAUAUGGAGUGAGGAAUACCAGACAGCUGUUCUCUCAAAGCACUUUGAGGCCUUUGACAGACUGAGGGAGGAGGGGUGGUUCAUUGGUGAGUUUAUAUGGAAUUUUGCGGACUUCAGGACAGCUCAGUCCUACACGAGAGUCGGGGGAAAUAAAAAGGGAAUCUUCACGAGGACUAGACAACCAAAAAUGGCAGCUCUUCAUGUCAGGAGGAGGUAUCACGCUCUUGCAAGCGAGCUCGAUGGAGCUGAUGCUCCAGGGGAUCUGGGGUACUAUGUGGCUAGUUAUGGACAGCAUGAGGAGUUGUGAGAAGGGCGAAUGCUCAGAGAGAAUGGGGGGUUUUGUAAUUUGACGAGUUUUUUAACGAAAUUUUGU
Messenger RNA from Diachasma alloeum, 2356 nucleotides. Its product is annotated as beta-glucuronidase. Gene Ontology annotation, molecular function: carbohydrate binding; beta-glucuronidase activity. Lineage: Eukaryota; Metazoa; Arthropoda; Insecta; Hymenoptera; Braconidae. The transcript has 7 exons. The coding region runs from base 293 to 2290 and encodes 665 amino acids. The record is from RefSeq and is a predicted model, not a curated record. Gene Ontology annotation, biological process: glucuronoside catabolic process; carbohydrate metabolic process.